Cheilinus undulatus (humphead wrasse) is the source of this 4884-nucleotide messenger RNA. RefSeq names its product collagen, type II, alpha 1a (gene col2a1a). The record is from RefSeq and is a predicted model, not a curated record. Gene Ontology annotation, molecular function: protein binding; extracellular matrix structural constituent. The transcript has 54 exons. Gene Ontology annotation, cellular component: collagen type II trimer. Bases 1 to 4464 code for a protein of 1487 amino acids. NCBI's taxonomy places the organism in Eukaryota, Metazoa, Chordata, Actinopteri, Labriformes, Labridae.
AUGUUCAGCUUUGUGGAUUCAAGGACUGUUCUGCUACUUGUAGCAUCCCAAGUUGUUUUACUAUCCAUGGUCAGAUGUCAGGAAGAGGACGACCAGGAGAUAGGCGGCUGCAUCCAGGACGGCCAUCAGUAUAAUGAUAAGGAUGUGUGGAAGCCCGAGCCGUGUCGUAUCUGUGUGUGUGACAGCGGAGCAGUUCUGUGUGAUGAGAUAAUCUGCGAGGAGAUCAAAGAAUGUGCCAACCCUAUCAUCCCAUCCGGAGAGUGCUGUCCCAUCUGCCCGGCUGAUGCCACUGCCCCUAUUGAGACAAUUGGUGCUAAGGGCCAGAAAGGUGAACCAGGAGAGAUCGCAGAUGUUGUAGGACCAAAAGGACCACCAGGCCCUAUGGGCCCCCCAGGUGAGCAGGGACCACGUGGAGAAGCUGGCGCUAAGGGUGAUAGGGGAAAUCCUGGACCUCGAGGAAGAGAUGGUGAGCCUGGCACCCCUGGAAACCCCGGACCCCCUGGCCCACCUGGCCCACCAGGACUUGGAGGGAACUUUGCUGCUCAGUUGGCUGGAGGUUUUGAUGAGAAGGCUGGAGGUGCUCAGAUGGGUGUGAUGCAAGGACCAAUGGGUCCCAUGGGUCCUCGUGGUCCCCCCGGACCUUCUGGAGCUCCUGGCCCACAGGGUUUCCAGGGUGGCCCUGGAGAGGCUGGAGAGCCUGGACCUGCUGGUGCAAUGGGACCUCGUGGACCACCUGGACCUUCUGGAAAACCUGGAAAUGAUGGUGAGGCUGGCAAACCUGGAAAAGCUGGUGAGCGUGGGCCUGCAGGGCCUCAGGGUGCUCGUGGAUUCCCUGGAACUCCUGGUCUCCCUGGAAUUAAAGGACACAGAGGUCAUCCUGGUCUUGAUGGAGCUAAGGGAGAAACUGGCGCUGCAGGAGCCAAGGGUGAGUCUGGUGCUGCUGGAGAGAAUGGUGCCCCUGGACCAAUGGGCCCACGUGGUCUGCCUGGUGAGAGAGGACGUCCAGGAGCUGCUGGAGCUGCAGGUGCCCGUGGAAAUGAUGGUUUGCCUGGUCCUGCUGGUCCUCCUGGACCUGUUGGCCCUGCUGGAGCUCCAGGUUUCCCAGGAUCUCCUGGAGCCAAGGGAGAGGCUGGCCCUACCGGAGCCCGUGGAUCUGAAGGAGCACAGGGACCCCGUGGAGAGGCUGGCACCCCAGGAUCUCCUGGACCUGCUGGAGCAUCGGGUAACCCUGGUACUGAUGGUAUUCCUGGAGCUAAAGGAUCUGCUGGUGCUCCUGGCAUUGCUGGCGCUCCUGGAUUCCCAGGCCCCCGCGGCCCACCUGGACCACAGGGAGCUACAGGACCUUUGGGACCAAAGGGAACAUCUGGAGACCCUGGUCUUCCUGGAUUGAAAGGUGAAGCUGGACCCAAGGGAGAGCUUGGCCCUGCUGGGCCUCAAGGUGCCCCUGGCCCUGCAGGAGAGGAAGGAAAGAGAGGUGCCCGAGGAGAGCCUGGAGCUGCUGGACCACUUGGACCUCCAGGAGAGAGAGGAGCUCCUGGUAACCGUGGUUUCCCAGGUCAGGAUGGACUGGCUGGUGCUAAGGGUGCCCCUGGUGACCGUGGUGUUCCUGGUGCUGCUGGGCCUAAAGGUGCUACUGGAGACCCUGGAAGAACAGGAGAGCCCGGUCUCCCCGGAGCCAGAGGUCUUACUGGCCGUCCUGGAGAUGCUGGUCCUCAAGGCAAAGUUGGGCCUUCUGGUGCUGCUGGUGAGGACGGUCGCCCCGGCCCACCUGGUCCUCAGGGAGCCCGUGGACAACCUGGAGUGAUGGGAUUCCCUGGACCAAAGGGAGCCAAUGGUGAACCCGGAAAGCCAGGAGAGAAGGGUCUUGUGGGUCGUCCUGGUCUGAGAGGUCUGGCUGGAAAAGAUGGUGAGACUGGUGCUGCUGGACCUCCUGGCCCUGCUGGACCUGCUGGAGAGAGAGGAGAGCAGGGACAGCCUGGACCCUCUGGCUUCCAGGGUCUGCCUGGACCAACUGGUGCCCCAGGAGAGGGUGGAAAACCUGGAGACCAGGGUGUUCCCGGAGAGGCUGGAGCUCCUGGUGCUGUUGGGCCAAGAGGUGAGCGUGGUUUCCCAGGCGAGAGGGGUGGUGCUGGAGCUCAGGGUCUACAGGGACCUCGUGGACUUCCUGGAACACCUGGAUCUGAUGGACCAAAGGGAGCUAUUGGACCAGCUGGUGCUCCUGGAUCUCAGGGACCCCCCGGCCUGCAGGGAAUGCCUGGAGAGAGGGGAGCUGGUGGUAUCCCUGGACCAAAAGGAGACAGAGGUGACAAUGGAGCAAAGGGACCUGAGGGUGCUCCUGGAAAGGAUGGCUCUAGAGGUUUGACUGGUCCAAUUGGUCCUCCUGGCCCAUCUGGACCCAACGGCGCCAAGGGUGAGACUGGACUCUCUGGACCUAAUGGUGCUCCUGGUGCUCGUGGUGCUCCUGGUGACCGUGGUGAGGUCGGUCCUCCUGGGCCUGCUGGUUUUGCUGGACCUCCUGGUGCAGAUGGUCAGCCUGGCGCUAAGGGAGAGGUCGGUGAAGCUGGACAGAAAGGAGAGGGUGGUGCUCCUGGACCCCAGGGACCAUCUGGAGCUCCUGGACCUGUGGGACCAACUGGUGUAACUGGACCUAAAGGAGCUCGUGGUGCUCAGGGAGCUCCUGGUGCUACUGGAUUCCCUGGUGCUGCUGGCAGAGUUGGAUCUCCUGGACCUAAUGGUAAUCCUGGCGCUGUUGGCCCUGCUGGUCCUGCAGGUAAAGAUGGGCCUAAGGGUGCUCGUGGUGAUGCUGGUCCUCCAGGAAGACAGGGAGAUGCUGGGCUUCGUGGACUUGCUGGUGCCCCAGGAGAGAAAGGAGAGCCUGGAGAAGAUGGACCACCUGGUGCUGAUGGGCCUUCAGGUCCUCAGGGUUUGGCUGGGUCUCGUGGUAUUGUUGGUCUGCCUGGUCAGCGUGGAGAGAGAGGUUUCCCUGGUCUUCCUGGACCUUCUGGAGAACCUGGUAAACAAGGAGCAUCUGGUUCUGCGGGAGACCGUGGACCUCCUGGACCUGUUGGACCCCCUGGACUGACCGGACCUGCUGGAGAGCCUGGAAGAGAGGGCACCCCUGGAUCAGAUGGACCCCCUGGUAGAGAUGGAGCCACAGGAGUCAAGGGAGAGCGUGGUAACACCGGUCCUGCUGGUGCCCCCGGAGCUCCUGGUGCCCCUGGUGCCCCUGGACCUGUUGGACCCCUUGGAAAGCAGGGAGACAGAGGAGAGGCUGGUGCUCAGGGACCUGCAGGACCCCCAGGAUCUGCUGGAGCCAGAGGAAUGGCUGGACCCCAAGGGCCCCGUGGAGACAAGGGAGAGGCUGGUGAGACUGGAGAGAGAGGACAGAAGGGUCACCGUGGUUUCACUGGUCUGCAGGGUCUUCCUGGUCCUCCUGGUCCCGCUGGAGAUGCUGGUGCUGCCGGACCUGCUGGACCUCCUGGAGCUAAGGGACCAUCUGGACCCACUGGACCCGCUGGCAAAGAUGGAGCAAAUGGACAAUCUGGCCCCAUCGGCCCCCCUGGACCUCGUGGACGUUCUGGAGAAUCUGGUCCCCCUGGGCCCCCUGGUAAUGCUGGACCUCCCGGUCCUCCUGGUCCUCCUGGCCCUGGCAUCGACAUGUCCGCUUUUGCCGGUCUGGGUCAGACUGAGAAGUCUCCUGAUCCUCUCAGGUACAUGAGGGCUGAUGAGGCCUCCAGCUCCUUGAGGCAACACGACGUGGAAGUGGACUCCACUCUUAAGUCUCUGAACAGUCAGAUUGAGAACCUGCGCAGCCCCGACGGCAGCCAGAAGAACCCCGCUCGCACCUGCAGAGACCUGAAACUGUGCCACCCUGAGUGGAAGAGCGGUGACUACUGGGUGGAUCCUAACAUUGGCAGCACAGCUGAUGCAAUCAAGGUCUUCUGUAACAUGGAGACUGGAGAGACCUGCGUCUACCCAAGCAUCGCCAAGGUACCUCAGAAGAACUGGUGGACCAGCAAGAGCAAGGACCGCAAACAUGUCUGGUUUGGAGAGACCAUGAAUGGAGGAUUCCACUUCAGCUAUGCUGAGGAUGGCCCUGCUGCCAACGCUGCCAGCGUCCAGCUGACCUUCCUGAGGCUUCUGUCCACUGAAGCUUCCCAGAACAUCACUUACCACUGCAAGAACAGCGUUGCCUACAUGGACCAGGCCACAGGCAACCUGAAGAAGGCUGUGCUGCUGCAGGGCUCCAACGACGUGGAGAUCCGCGCAGAGGGCAACAGCCGCUUCACAUACAGCGUGUCUGAGGAUGGCUGCAAGAAACACACAGGCCGGUGGGGCAAGACUGUCUUCCAGUACAAAACACAGAAAACCUCCCGUCUGCCAAUCGUGGACAUUGCUCCUAUGGACAUCGGAGGAGCAGAUCAGGAGUUCGGAGUGGAUGUAGGCGCAGUCUGCUUCUUGUAAAGUGGAAUAUCACAAUGGCCCCCCAAAAGAACACAGGAAAUAAAUAAACUCAACCAUGAAACACUACACACAUACACACACUUCCACAAUAAAGACAACUGGAAAUUAGAAAAGAAAAUUGAUACUUUUUCUCUCACAACGAAGUGCUCUCCAAGUCGUAUUCCCUGGAUGUUAGCACUGAAGGGCACCGGCAAUAUCUGUACACCACACCAGCAUUCUCUGUCAACCCGCUUCCUGAGAUCCAGUCAUGUUUCCCAUGGCCCGACGUUGACGGGAAUGAGUCCGAGCCAGGAGGAAGAGGGACCGAGCGAACAAGUUAUGGAGAACAGAAACAUGACUUGAUGUCACUUAUUUAUUGUCUAACCUAAAUGGGCAGAGUUGAGGUAGGACUGGACGGGUUCACUUUGUAAGUAAGACAAG